GCACCCAGCAGCAUAGCACUAGUAAUCACCCAACCAACCAUUGACACACCACCCGUCCGAUCCUUCCAUUUCUUGAUUCUUGGUUCCCACCAGCAGCAGCCAUGAAGACUCUCCAUCUCGCAGUCUACCUCACCAUCGCCCUCUCACUGCUUCUGCUCGUCGCGCCUUCCCCGGCAGAGGCGCGAGCGUUUGCAGUGGUCCAGGAGACGCUCGACGAGAUCGCGGCGCGGCUUCGCCAAGAGGCCGACGCGGCCUGGGCAGAGCUCGAAGCGGCGGAGGAGCUCGCGAUGACGCGCGCCGACGAGGAAGCCGCGGCUAACGCCACCGUUGACGCCGCGAAAACCGCAGCCCAAGCGGCAAACGCGGCGCUCGCGGCGGCGAAGGUCAACGCGGCGAGCAACAAGACAGCGGCAGAAACGGCGAAAAAGACGGUGAACGCGCUCAAAAAGACGGUCGCGGGGAUCCAGAAGAAAGCUAACGGCAAGAAAGCGUACGACAAGGCGCAAGACGACGUGAAAAAGGCCGAAUCGAAGGCCGCGCAGGCUAAGACGAACAAGGAAAAGGCGGCGGCGGCGGCCGCCGCGCAGCAGAAGCUCGCGGACGACGCGACCAAGGCGGCGGGCAGCGCCAAGGGAAAGGACGCGACGAAGGCGAAGGAGAAGGCGAAGGGCGAGCAGAAGAAGGCCGACGAGAUGAAGAAAAACGCCGACGGCGCGGCGGCGGAGGAGAUUAAAGCGCAGGCGGAGGUGCAGAAGGCAAAGGCGGCCGCGGCUAAGACGCCGAACCCGACGCUCACUCCGGAAGAGCAGGCGACGCUCGACAAGUACAACGCGGCCGUCGCGGCGGCGGAGACGGCGGACGCCGCCGCCAAGACCGCGGACGCGGAGCUCAAGGUGGCGGAAAAGGCAGCGGUGACUGCUAAGGCGACGCUGUACAAGGCGAAGGCGGCGCUGACGUCCGCGACCGCGCGCAGGGUAGAGGCGGAUAAGCUGGUGGAGGUUAAGAAAGCGGCGGCGGAAGAGGCGGAGGCUGCAGCGGUUGCUGCGGAGGAGAAGGCCAGGGAUGCAGGUGCGCCAGGCUCGGAAUCCGCACCUGGCUCGGAGUCCGCUCCUGGCUCGGAGGCUGCACCAGGUUCGGACGCAGCACCGGGCUCUGAAGCCGCGGCGCUGCCCUAGUGCGAUGGGAUGCUGGGACGACUGGUGAGAUGGAUGCUGGGGUGGUUGCUGGGGCGGGAUGCCUGUGGGGAGCUGAGGUACUUGGCACAAUUUUGGGCCUUAACGGUGGUUGGAAGUUAUGGUAGGAGCCAUGGGAUUUGCGUAGCGUACCUAGCAUACAUGCUUCUGGUACAGGGUUCUCCGUAUUUUGCGGCUUACCUGGCAGCUUGUAUGCCGAAUAAACAUGGCUUCAGCCAGACAUAUAGAGUGACUUCUCAUGUUUAUGAUGUACUCACUGACAUUAUUGUGCUUAUC
Closterium sp. NIES-67 is the source of this 1469-nucleotide messenger RNA. Lineage: Eukaryota; Viridiplantae; Streptophyta; Zygnematophyceae; Desmidiales; Closteriaceae. The record is from the annotation of a GenBank genome assembly.